GGAUGUUGUUUUUUCUAGUCUUGGAGUCCUACUUGGGAGGAAUUUUGUCGCACGAUUCUCCUAUCAAGUUUCUAUCUGCUCCCGCCUCCCUCUAGUUGUCGCUGCUACUCAAGCCUUUCUCCUCUUCUUCCUCAAUCCCUAUCCCUAUUUGCCUUUCUCGACACUAUCUUACAGUUUUGAAUCGUCGCCGGUUUCUGUCCGCCGACGAGAGUGUACAGGAAUAAUCGCGGCAUCCUCUGCCUGCCCUCGCUUCCGGAGGUUUAGAGGUGGUGGUAGUGGUGGUGGUUUGAGGGCGGCAGUUUUUUUAUUAGCGUGCCCGAGGAGCAACUAUGGCGGACAGCAAGAGCUACCCUAGCGACGUCAUGGAGGGCGGCGGCGACGGGGGAAGCUCGUUGCGUUCGGAGCAGUCAAGAAUGCGAGGUUGGAUAUUUAUGAAGGGAGUGGGACUUUAGGCACGUCGAAGCUGGUUUCUGGAUCUGUUGAGUCAGAUUCUAAAGAUUCUGGGAAUUCGGAAAACAUAAUUCCACUAACACCACAGUGGCUGUUAUCGAAACCUGGAGAGAGUAAACCAGCAGCUUCAUCCGGGGAUCCUCCCCGCGGUACUGGAAUUUCUACUCCAGGUAAUGGAAUGAACGAUGCUUCGGGCAAAGAUCGGUGGCGCAAUCUAGAAGGAGGUCCUCAGGACCCGAAGAGAGGUAGAGACUGGUGGCGCACAAUAUCUUUGGAGCGCGAUACGGAUGGCAGCCGGAGAGAGCGAUGGAGGGAGGAAGAGAGAGAAAGCAGUAUUAAUUUGGCUCCUCGUCGAGAUCGAUGGAAAGAAGGAGAAAGGGAUACGGUUGGGGACCAAGCCCCUCAGAUGCAAAACCGCCGAGCCGUGAAUGAGAGAUGGUCAGACAUGAAUGCGGUUAGCGGGAGGGAGUCCGGGGAACCACUGAGGCGAGUUCCUUCAGAUCGGUGGGCAGAUACACCGAACCGGGAUUCCAAUUUAGAUAGCCGUCGCGAUAGCAAAUGGAGCAAUCGGUGGGGUCCGGAUGAGAAGGAUAGAGAAUUUCGUGGUAAAUGGGGUGGGGACGGGGUGGACAAGGAGAUGAGCAAAGAAGGGGUCGAUGGCGGUGGAUACUCUCAGCGUCACGCCACAAAUACUCACAACGUGAUGAGAGAUGCCGACCGAGAAAGUGGGCGGGAUAGAGAGAGGGAAAGAGAUCGGGAGAGGGAGAGGGAACCAGAUAUGGCUCGUCACGAUCGAGCUUGGCGUCCUUCAUUUGCUAUGCGAGGAAGAGGUGAAACUCCUCACCUGAGUAGCACCCCUCCCAAGAUGGCUCCCGGAUUUAUGACUGGCAGAGGCAGGGGUGAACCGUUCGGCGUGGGUUUCACAGUGGGGCGUGGUCGUGGUAAUCUGCAAUCAGGGCUUCUUCAUGGUCCUCCAUUUAGCCCGAUCGGUUCUCCAUUUCUUGUAGAUAAAUGGGAUGUCGGGAAAGAGAACGUUUUCCGAUAUCCCCGUGUGAAGCUGUUGGACAUUCAUCGCAAGUGCGGCAUAUCGUCUUUUCAAAGAUAUCCCAAUGGCUUCACUGAAGUGCCGCAGUUAACUCAGAGCGAUCCCUUGGAGCCUAUGGCUUUUUUCCAACCCGACGCGGAGGAAGAGGUUGUUCUGGAGGGCAUACGCAAGGGGGAGAUAGUGAGCAGCGGUGUCGUGCACAAUUCGGCUCCAAAGGAGGCUUCUAUGAAUAGAGGGAUGAGGCAGGACUCUCUUGGUCGGGGCCGGGGUCGGGGUCGGGGGAUGGGAAGAGGUACAGGGGGUAAAGAAGACUCCGGGUUCGAUGGUCAUAGAGAUGACGACUUCUUUGACCAACCUGGAUUCGGAAUCACGCGAGGCGGGGACCGCGGCGCUAUAGACAAAUUCGCUGAGGCACGAUUUGCAGAUGCAGAGGAGCUUGGGGAAUCGCGUGCACGUGCUGAGAGCGGUGCUGUUAAUGAAGGUCCUCUUGUGAAAGAGGAGAAUACAUGGAGGCGUGGAAAUACAGGCGAGGAAGGAGGUUCCGUGCGAGAUGAUGGAAGUUGGAGGCGUGAUGGUGGUGCUCGUAGUGAUGGUACCUGGCGGAAGUCGAAAGCAGGUGACGAAGACCUAGGGGCGACCAAGGACAAUAAGAUGGAAAGGCAAGAGCGGACGUACGAGAGGGAGGAACAUAGCAGCUGGCGACGGAAUGAGCAGGAUUAUUCGGAGUUGGAACGUGACGUGUCAGCGAAGGAAUCUGUACAUGAAAAUGCAGCCAAAAGAAGCGAUCAAGAAGGCGACUCGGUGAUGAAAGACGCGACGUCUCUUGGUCCAAAACUUGGAGGAUAUGAGGAGCAAAGCUCUGGCCGCGAAGUUCAUGUGCCCAAGGAGAGCUAUGUGACCAGGCCUACAGAAGCGGGAUUUAACCCAGAGACUUCCAUUCAUCAAGUAGCCCCCGAAGAGCUUUGCCUACUUUACACGGAUCCUCAGGGAGAAGUACAAGGACCAUUUUAUGGUGUGGACAUCAUUGGGUGGUUCGAGGCUGGUUUUUUCGGGCUAGACUUGCCUGUACGUCUGAUGGAUGCUCCAGAAGGUACUCCAUUUACUGCACUGGAAAAUAUAAUGCCACACUUGCAGUCGGCAGUGAAAGUACCACCUGGUUUCACCAGCGCAUCAAAACAGUCAGAUGAAAGUGUCGAGUCGACUCAUCUGAAAGAUGAAGAAUAUUUAUCAAGCAUUAGCUACCGACAACAGGAAUCUUUAGGGACCAAGAACGAAAUGGAACAUAGAGGAAUUUUCGACCCAUCUUUGGACAUGGAGCUCUUGGGUUUGACUGGUGGUUCGAAGAGCAUGCUUCGUAAUGAGUUCCAGCUCAGGAUGAGCGACAGAACAGCAAGCAGCAAACCUGAAAUGCCAGCGGAUAGGCAUUAUGGAAAAGGUGACAAGGAGUUCGGAGCAAAAGCCGAGGAGGCAAGCGACCAAUCGUAUUCCACGCUGAAGCGGAUGUCAGCAUUCCCUCGAGCGGACACAGGCAUGUCGGAAUCUGGGAAUAUGGGAUUGCCCACUCUGUUUCCUCAAAAUGAGGGAUCCAACUCGUUGUCAGGUCAACCAUUGUUUUCUGCACCCAUGUUGCAGAGCGGACACAGUCAUCUGGGGCAGCUUGAUCAUCCAUGGACAGACACACUAUUGCGAAAUUUGUCACUGGACGUACCAUAUCCUAACGUGGGGCUUCCUCCCUCUGGAAGUGGUAUAGAUCCUACACACCUGGCUCAGCAACUGGAGCAACUGGAGAUCCAGCACUUGCAGAGAAUGGGUUCGUCAGGUUCAGCAUUACAGAGGCAGUUGUCUGGUGUACCCCCUUCGCCACACUCUUCACGCAUCAAUGUGGAGCAGCUGAUGCGGCCCGGGGGUCUCCCUUCUCGCGAUCACCAAGUACUGAACCCUUUGCUUUCUCAGAUGCCUCCUCAGCCACAUCAGGCACCUGUCCCAAUUCCACCGUCGGGUCCUGUGCUGGAGCAGCUUUUACGCAUGCAGCAGCAGCAACAGCAACAGCAACAGCUGCCAACGCAGGUGCUGAUUGAGCAGUUACUGCGGAACCAGUCUAUGCCCCCACCUACACACUUUAACCACAUGCAUCGUCAGAGCUCAGGACUUGCAGAUCAGCUUGUUCUUGGUCGGCAGCCCCAGGACCCACGAUUGCAUGAUACAUCUGGUCAGCACUUGUCAAGCAGGGAGUUUGAACAGCUUCUUUUGGCCCGACAAAACCAUUCGAGCAGUCCAUCGUUCGAGCAGCUGAUACGCCAGCGGCUGCAGGAGGAGCAGCAGCAACAGUUGCUGCAAUUUGGAUUGCCGGUGCCCCAACCGCAUCAAACUUUGGAAGACAUGCGAGUUUCUGGUGUGUGGGAAGUGGACGAGUUUGGACAGUUCGUGAAGCGUUCGCAAUUGCCCGCUCCAAUGCGAUCAUUCGAUGCCUUCCAGCAUCAACAGCAGCAACACCAAAGGCUGCCGAGUCAGCCGAAUUUUUCAGGGUCAAUGCAGCAAGAGUCUCAAGUUAUGUUUAGAUUUGACCGGUCGUCACUUCUGGAUUCUGGGAUUAUUGAUUCUCGUGUGCCGAUGAACAUGUACGACCCAAAUUUGAUACGCAGAGAGCGCAGUAUGUCAGGCAUGGAAGGCGAGAUGGUAAAUCAAGUUCAGGAACAGCAGCAGUCUACUAGAGCGGAGUCUCGAGAUUUUGUAGGUUAUGGUGAGCUUUCGGAUCUGGAACGUUUCCGACGGGACGCAUUAGACCUACAACAGGUUCAAGAGAGGCAGCAGCAAGUGGAAGCUGCAGCUGCGGCUCGAGCACUGGGAUUGGAGGGAUUGGAGAGUCGGCCGAAGUGCGGGGAAACGAAAACGACUGGUCAACUGGAUGCUCCAGCAAAGAGUGACGUCUUGCCUGGUUUAAGAUGGCCAGUCAUCAGCAACGAGGGUGCUCAGAAGCAGGAGGUGGUGCACGAAAGGAGUAUGUUUGCCCCGUCUCUGGGAUUAUGGGGUCAGGAGAGCCAGGAUUAUGCCAGCACAGAGCUACAAUUACAUGGCGGUUCUCUCAGCGGGACGUUGAUGUCGGAGCAUGUCCCCAUCGCGACUACACCGAGUGGAGCAGAAACCUCGGGAUCAUCUGCUACCGGCACUUCAUCUCAGGCUUCACACCUGCUGGGGAAUUGGAGUUUGUCGAACCUGCAUUCGACCGAGCUACCAGCGAACGUACAAUCAAUGGAGAGUAAAAGUCGGGCUGGAUCAGCGGCAGCGUUGAUUCAGCCUGGGUGGAAAGCUGCCACGGCCCCGAAAGUGAAGUCUCUUGCGGAGAUCCAGGAAGAGGAAGCCGCAAGCAGGAAGGCUGUAGAGCAGGCGACAAUAGAGUCGGCAGGGCAGUCUCCGUCUAGUGCAGGUACCGGAUUGGGGCCAUGGGCCGGACCGUCGGUUCCCCAACCUAAGUCCUUGCGAGAUGUUCAGGAGGAGGAGGCCCAAAAGGCUGCCGCUGUUCUGGAGGCAUCUCAGAAGGCUGGAAAUGCUCAAUUGAAUGUUGCAACAUCUGCUCAAAAGGUUCCUGUUGGCCGAGUAGUGGAUCCCCCAGCAUGGGGAGCGGUGUCUGCUAACACCGAGAAGGUUAGCUCGUCGUUCGAAGGAGGCGAUGAAAAUAUCGUUGUCCAGGUUAGCAGGAAAGGCAGCGGAGUGGAGGCUAGCAUUGUGAAGGAGGUGUCAGUGAGUCAAUCUAGUCAAGCAUCGACGCAAAGUACUGUUGGGCUUGAUGACAGUGACUUUAUUGAACCCAAGGAAUCGAAGAAGAGCAAGAAGCGGGCAGCCAAGUCAAAUCGCACGACUCCUGUAAAGCCGGCGGGUGGUGCAACAACAAGCGAUGUAUUGCAGGUGCCGUCUCCACUGACAUCCAGCAAGAGCACAGUUUCGCGGUCGGCUCAGGUGGAGUCAGCGGAAGAGUCGUUUCCAGCCCCACCUCCAGGGCCGUCGCUAGCGGAUUUCCUGAACCUGGGAAGCGAACCCGCGGUCAGUUCGCAGCCUCUUCCGGCGUGGUCAUCAACCCCGGCUCAGCAAGCGAAAUUAGGAAAAAUUUUGUCUCUGAAGGAAAUUCAAGAGGCGGAGAAGAAAGCUCGCGAGGAGCAGGAGAGACAGAACCAGAUGCUUCAAGCAACACUGGUUCAGAAGAACACACCCCCUCCAUCAGCGAAACCCGUCACUUUAAUGACGAGAACCGUAAGUGGGGGUGCUGCAUGGCAGCGCCCUGGAGUGACGAACUCAUCAGCGCUUGCGGUGGCGAGUGGGCAACCGACGAAGAUUCCGGCAAGCAGUGGCAGUGGCAGUUCUUGGUCGAAGGUGGGUGUGUUCGAAGAUGAUGAUCUGUUCUGGGAUUACGGCCAGGAUGCGAAGAUCAGCAUGGGAGCUGUGAAACAGAUCGCAAAAUCUGAGCCAUUGGAUUUUCCGUCGCUUUUGCAUGGACCUGGACAAGGACAGGCAAACAAAGGCGUAGUCUCGAAACCCGCAGCAACCGUAGCAGCGGCUUCAGUGCUCCGUCAGGUGGCAGCCCCGGUGGCAGUGACGAGAGCAAGUCCGACAGAGUUUCCAUCUUUGAGUGCGACGACAGUAUCCGUGAAAGUUGCUGCAACGAAAGGGAAGAAGCAAGCAAGUAAUAAAGCGAGUGCUGAAGUGAAGGCAUUACCGUCCGAUGUUAACGUGUCUUCCAGCGACCGCGAAGACGCAGCUGUCUUUUAUGGUUCAAAUGGGAAGAAAAUGGAUAGGAGCAAAUCCGGGACGGUAGAUAUGGCCCGCUUACUGAAGGAAGACAUGGGCUCAGGGGAGUCCGAGAGCACCGCAAGUCUAGGGAGUGGAAAAAAGAAGAACAAGAAAGGGAAGAAGAUAGUGGAUCCAUCGUUGCUGGGGUUCAGCGUGACGAGCAACCGCAUCAUGAUGGGGGAGAUUCAUCACAUCGAUGACUAGGUCGUGUCCUUGCCGGAGUACGUUUUUACGUGUGGAACGGAGACGUAGGGUGUUUAGAGCGAUGAAGUUUUUCCCGCACUAAGAGCGGAGAGAGGGAACAGGAGCGAAAUUUUAUGUAAAAGUAGUAGGAAGCGGAAAUUUUUCACGGUUGCGAAGAUCCGAUUUGGGUAGGUUUCAGUGGUUCAAAGCAAGGAGAGAGAAGGGUGGGUGAAUAAGCCAAUGACAAGUUUAUUUGGGUAGAAACAUGAUGUGUCGAUGGCAUUGUGUGUGGACGUGGAGAAGGUGAGUAGGUGUUUUUCCCAGCCCGUGGUGUUGAAUGGUCUUCAGAGUAGGCUGGUUGGAUAUGGAAGGUUUAGAAUGAGCAGAUAGACAGCCAAGUAUUGAGUGUUCUGUAGCUUCUGGGGGCUCCGGACUUGUAUCAUAUGUGAAUCGAAGAGGAAGCUGGAUAUGAGAAGUGAAGGGUGUAAACUUUAAGGUGCUUGUUGGAAUCCCGUGUAGCGGAUUUGGGAAGUCUAUUUGACGUUUGUGCGAGAAGCAUUUAAUAAAUUUGUUCAAGAGUUUUUGUUCACCAA
Messenger RNA from Physcomitrium patens, 7053 nucleotides. The record is from RefSeq and is a predicted model, not a curated record. NCBI's taxonomy places the organism in Eukaryota, Viridiplantae, Streptophyta, Bryopsida, Funariales, Funariaceae.